Messenger RNA from Pochonia chlamydosporia 170, 468 nucleotides. RefSeq lists its product as hypothetical. The coding region runs from base 1 to 468 and encodes 155 amino acids. The record is from RefSeq and is a predicted model, not a curated record. The transcript has a single exon. NCBI's taxonomy places the organism in Eukaryota, Fungi, Ascomycota, Sordariomycetes, Hypocreales, Clavicipitaceae.
AUGAGUCCAUCAUCAAUACGAACCUCAGCUUACACGAACCCGCGCGCCUCCAGUUGCUUAUUCGCACACACCGGAAUUUGUUCGCCCAGUCGGAGAUGCGUUGCAGCCGCUGGGCGGUUGGUCACCGAUGUCGCAGCCACAAGAAAUGACGACAGCUGCAUUGCCUGCGAGUACGACAACCAGACAACACCUUGGCAUUUGGCGGUGCAUGGAUGGUGGAAAAAGUCGGCGAGUGCAACAUGGCAACAAAGCGGUCAGCAAACGAAUCUCCGGCGGGUGACGCGCGAUAAGCCUGUGAUAGGUGGGGAUGCUGCCCAACCACAUCUGCAAACCGAGGGCAAGGCAGCGCGCCUGAGUCACAGGGCAAACACGAGCAAACAACUGGCUGUGGACAACCUGCGAGCAGCCUGUGAGCAAGCUGAGAACAGGCAGGUGUGCCAUUGCUUGAAAUCAAGCGACCAGCCUUGA